Malus domestica (apple) is the source of this 3116-nucleotide messenger RNA. The record is from RefSeq and is a predicted model, not a curated record. NCBI's taxonomy places the organism in Eukaryota, Viridiplantae, Streptophyta, Magnoliopsida, Rosales, Rosaceae.
GCUCUAAAACUGUGACAGAGAGAAAAAGCAAAAGUGAAGAGACUCAACCUGGAAAUACAGAGAGACAGAGAGAGAGAGAUCUGAAUUCUGAGGUGGGGGACUGAGUCAGGGACCGAGUUGGGUCACAUCCUCUCUGCACCGAGUUGAACUUUCAAAGCUAAUAAUACACCUGAACCGAGAACAAGAAGAAGGGAUAAUAAUAUGAUCCUGACUGUUAGAUCCCACAUCUGAAAUCCCACACCAGCCGUCCGAUUAACCCUCCAUCUCUUUUCUCUCUCUCCUUCAUCUCUCUCUCUCCCCUUCUGCAGCUCAAUUUUGGAGCCCACAAAGGGUGAAGAAAGAGCUUAGCUUGACUUGGAAAGGAGAAAGAGCUUAGCAGAGGGUAAGGAGAAAGAGCUUUGCUUGGCUUGGAAACCCAAUCGAUUUCUUGUGUUUUCUCUCAGAUUUGAGGCUUUCUGGUAGCUUUUAUGUGCUAUGAUGGACCUCAAGAUCAACUGGUAUAGCUUGGAUUCGUAGAUUGAGCUGCGAAAAUGCUUAAAGCUUUAGCAAUGGUGAGUUAAAAAACGUAGUCUGAUUUGAUUUUUAUUGAAGUUUCGGGAUUGGGAAUUCAUGGAGUUAAAACACUGGUAAAACAAAAAUCCUAAUUUGGUAGAUUUUGUUGGCGUGAAACCCUAGGCCUGGUUUGUUGUUCUUGGAAUGGUGAACUUGAAGAUUUGAGCACAAUUAUUUUGAAUUUGAGUUCCGAAAAUGAAGAGUGAAAGCAGCAAUAGCUUAGGAAAUGAGAGAACAGUUAAAUCUGUAGAAUCAGUGGAAGAUAUUUCCAAAUAUUCCCACAGUCCAGCUCAUUUGGCGGUUGCAUGCCGUGACUAUGCCACUCUCAAGCGUAUUAUUUCUACCCUCCCUCGGCUUGCCAAGGCCAGUGAAGUAAGCACCGAAGAUGAAUCUCUUGAGGCUGAGCUCCGAGCUGAUGCUGUAUCUGCUGUCAUUGAUCGCCGAGAUGUUCCUGGUCGUGAGACUCCUCUUCAUCUAGCUGUGCGUCUCCGGGACCCAAGCUCCGCAGAGAUUUUGAUGGCGGCUGGUGCUGAUUGGAGUCUUCAAAAUGAGAAUGGUUGGAGUGCUCUCCAAGAAGCUGUCUGCACUAGAGAGGAAGCAAUUGCUAUGAUUAUUGCACGGCACUACCAGCCCCUUGCUUGGGCCAAAUGGUGUCGUAGACUUCCCCGUAUUGUUGCCUCUACGUCCCGGAUUCGUGAUUUUUAUAUGGAGAUAACUUUUCAUUUUGAGAGCUCAGUCAUCCCGUUUAUUGGUCGAAUUGCUCCAUCAGAUACUUACCGAAUUUGGAAGCGCGGUUCUAAUCUCCGAGCUGACAUGACCCUUGCUGGUUUUGAUGGGUUUCGCAUUCAAAGGUCUGAUCAAACAUUUCUGUUUCUUGGAGAGGGGUACUCUUCAGAGGAUGGUAAUGUGAAUUUGGCACCCGGUUCUUUGAUUGUUCUUGCACAUAAGGAGAAAGAAAUCACAAAUGCUUUGGAAGGAGCUGGUGCCCAACCAACUGAAGCUGAAGUUGCCCAUGAAGUGGCCUUAAUGUCACAGACGAAUAUGUUUAGGCCCGGCAUUGAUGUUACUCAGGCUGAGCUUAUCCCCCAUUUGAAUUGGAGGCGACAGGAGAGGACUGAGAUGGUUGGAAAUUGGAAAGCCAAAGUUUAUGAUAUGCUUCACGUGAUGGUGAGUGUGAAGUCAAGGAGGGUUCCAGGUGCUAUGACUGACGAGGAACUCUUUGCAGUGGGCGACGAAGAAAAGGUGGCAAAUGGUGGUGAUAAUGAUGAAUAUGACGAUGUAUUGACUGCUGAAGAAAAAAGGCAGUUGGAUUCUGCAUUUCUUGUGGGGAACUCAGAUGGCGCUUGUGAGGACGAGGACAAUGGAGACUCUGACUGUCAUGAAAAGGGUUCAGUAGGCUUGUAUGAGAACUUUGAAUCCAACGGUGUUGUUAAGGACAAGAAGGGUUGGUUUGGUUGGAACAAGAAAAAUUCAAAGGGAAACGAUGAUUCCGAAGAUCCAAAGCUUUUGAAGAAGUUCUCGAAGUUGGCCCCAGAAGGUGGGAACCAGAAGUCACUUGAUCAUCAAAAACCGUCAUCUGAAUUUCCUAAAGACGAUAUUGCAGAUGCGAAAAAGGGAAAAGAUAAAAGCAGUAAGAAGAAAAAGAAGAAAGGGUCGACUGAUUCUAAGCAUGAGAGUGAGUACAAAAAGGGUUUGAGACCUGUCUUGUGGUUGACGCCAGAUUUCCCGUUAAAAACAGAUGAGCUUCUUCCUUUACUAGACAUCUUAGCAAACAAGGUCAAGGCUAUAAGGAGACUCAGGGAGCUUUUGACUACUAAAUUGCCCCCUGGCACUUUUCCUGUCAAGGUUGCUAUUCCGAUUGUCCCAACAAUACGAGUUCUUGUAACAUUUACCAAAUUUGAGGAGCUUCAGCCAGCGGAGGAGUUCUCAACCCCUCUCUCCAGUCCUGCACAUUUUCAGGAUUCAAAGUCAAAGGACUCAGAAGGAUCCUCGUCAUGGAUGUCGUGGGUGAGAGGAAGUCGUGGUGGGCAAUCAAGUGACAGUGAUAGCCACCGGUAUAAGGAUGAGAUUGACCCUUUCCUCAUACCAUCGGACUAUACCUGGGUUGAUGCCAAUGAGAAAAAACGCCGCAUGAAAGCCAAGAAAGCCAAGAGCAAGAAACACAGGAGACAUGCAACAGCCAAGCCCGGUGAUGCAGGACAUCAGGCAAGCGAGAAUGUCGAAGAAUAGUUUUGCAUCAAUUACUGCUACGCUACCUCUAAGAGGGAUUUCGUGGGAUAAAAAUGAGGUACAGCCCUUUCUUGUGUGCUCCUGACUUUUAUUCUUCACUUUGGAUUCUAUCCCGAAAGUCUUACCUGAUACGUUUUGGGCUCUUAAUUGUUGAUUUAGAAGAAGAAUAUAUGCAUCUUCUUCAAUAUUGUAUUGCUAUGUGCUGUGAAAUCGGAGAGGAACCGACUCUCCUUUUUCUGAUAGUAUCUCUUGUUCUAAUUUCGAGUUCACAUCAAUCUUUGUAUCCAAGUUGUUUUCUUAUCGAUUUUCAAGUUUUUUUUUUUCUGUGGUUGGUA